GAGGAACUGAAAUAUGCUUGAUGAAAUUGGUAUGUUAAUCCUAAAAAUGCUGUAGUUGUUCAUCUUCUACCUCUUGUAUCUUCAUGUCUUUUCUUUUACGAUUGAACAAAUUCGACUUGAAGUAACUGGUGUAACUCAGAUGAAGAUAUAGAUCAUAAAGACUCGACGUUAAUGCAUAUGCACAGACACAGUAUGCGUGAGCCUCGUCCUCCUCAGGGUCGGGAGAGAAAGAGUCAUCUAAAUCAUUUGAUGUUUAGUCAUUUUCUUCCAGAUAGAGAUAUGAGAGAGGGAUAGAAAAUCAGGCAUGGAGCGAAAAAAUAAACAUUGCGUACUUAGUUGAAAAGAAAACGAUUCCUUUUCCACCUGCUGUGCAUCGAUCCUUAUCGAAAAGGAGCUAGUUUUUGUUAUAUUAAUAUAAUGUUGCGAAUCAUGUGAAGAUGAAGUAGUUGAAGAUUUGCAAUCUUCUCAACGUGUGUCGUCAG
Messenger RNA from Amoebophrya sp. A25, 482 nucleotides. The record is from the annotation of a GenBank genome assembly. NCBI's taxonomy places the organism in Eukaryota, Dinophyceae, Syndiniales, Amoebophryaceae.